Messenger RNA from Penicilliopsis zonata CBS 506.65, 603 nucleotides. RefSeq lists its product as hypothetical. NCBI's taxonomy places the organism in Eukaryota, Fungi, Ascomycota, Eurotiomycetes, Eurotiales, Aspergillaceae. The record is from RefSeq and is a predicted model, not a curated record. Bases 1 to 603 code for a protein of 200 amino acids. The transcript has 2 exons.
AUGCUCGGCAGCUUGUUCUUUAUCUUCAACCGGAUCGUGGAGAUCGUCUUCUUGAUCCCAAUCAUUGGAAUGCUGGCCUAUUUUGUCAAUGGAUAUCUCAAAGCAAACGAGCUGACACCGGCGUUCAUCCUUGUUCUCUUCAUCGUCAGUGUGGUCGCCGCCUUCUGGGCGCUGGACACCCUCAUCCGGCUGUCGACAACGAAGCGGUCCGCGAUCUUUGUCGCCUUCGUCGACCUGUUGUUCUUCGGCGCGUUCGUUGCGGGCGUUUGGCAGCUGCGUUUCAUCGCCCACUCCGACUGCACACACUGGGAUGGCGGCUCGGUGUACAUCUCGCUGGGGCCGUUCGGGUACUACGGGUCCGAGAAGGGCUACACGCUGCAUAUCAACAAGACAUGCGCCAUGCUCAAGUCCUCCUUCGCCAUGGGGAUCAUGGAGGCCGUGUUCUUCCUCUGGACCGCGCUGAUCGCCCUCUUCCUCCACCGCAACCGCGAGGUCGUCACCAAGGAGACUGUCGUACGUCGGAGAAGCCACAGCAGCAGACGCGGCCACUCCUCUUCUCAGCGUCAUCGUAGUUCCAGCCGCCGGCGGGCCGAUUACGUUUAA